CGACUCCUGCAGCUUCUCUUCCAGUUCAGCGGGUCAGGGCCGGUCCGGUUGGGAUCGCACUGCUGCCAGCUCAGUGCCGGGGCGCUCGGGGCGGGCCCGCCGUCCGGAGGAUGAGGCUGGAGUGGGCGGAGGCGUGAGAACCGCGUUACUUUCCUCCCGAGGUGGAGCGCGGCUGCCCCUGUAGUCCUUUGAAAGCGCUGUGAACCCGGAGACUCAAGUCGGGGCAGAGGCAGGUUGACUAGAGGGCCCGCUAGAGCCGGAGGAUUGAACUUCACCCCGAAACCAGCCUCCGCCAGUCCCACCUGGCCGCAUUUACGUAACCUCUUCCCAAAGCCGGGUAGCAGUGAAGUCCGCCGGGGUGGCCACCCGGCAGCCGUGUCCCGGUGAAGCUCCCGGGGCGGCUGGCGCGGGAUCUCAAGCAGAUGCGGGGUCCACAGGCAGCGCAGCCACCAGCCGCCGAGCUUGCUAUGCCUCUGAGCUGCAAGGAACUCAUUAUACAAUGACAAAUGGAGGCAGCAUUAACAGCUCCACACACUUGCUGGAUCUUUUGGAUGAGCCCAUCCCAGGUGUCGGUACAUACGAUGAUUUCCAUACUAUUGACUGGGUUCGAGAAAAGUGUAAGGACAGAGAAAGGCACAGACGGAUCAACAGUAAAAAAAAAGAAUCAGCAUGGGAAAUGACAAAAAGUCUAUAUGAUGCUUGGUCAGGAUGGCUUGUAGUUACACUGACAGGAUUGGCGUCAGGGGCGCUGGCUGGAUUGAUAGACAUUGCUGCUGACUGGAUGACUGACCUGAAAGAGGGCAUCUGCCUCAGUGCAUUGUGGUACAACCAUGAACAGUGUUGUUGGGGCUCUAAUGAGACGACGUUUGAAGAGAGGGAUAAAUGUCCACAGUGGAAAACAUGGGCAGAGUUAAUCAUAGGUCAAGCAGAGGGUCCUGGAUCUUAUAUCAUGAACUACAUCAUGUACAUCUUUUGGGCUUUGAGUUUUGCCUUUCUUGCAGUUUCCUUGGUGAAAGUAUUUGCUCCGUAUGCCUGUGGCUCCGGAAUUCCAGAGAUUAAAACUAUUUUGAGUGGAUUCAUCAUCAGAGGUUACUUGGGAAAGUGGACUUUAAUGAUUAAAACCAUCACAUUAGUGCUGGCUGUGGCAUCAGGUUUGAGUUUAGGAAAAGAAGGUCCCUUGGUACAUGUUGCCUGCUGCUGUGGAAAUAUCUUUUCCUACCUCUUUCCAAAGUAUAGCACAAAUGAAGCUAAAAAGAGGGAGGUGCUGUCAGCCGCCUCAGCUGCUGGUGUCUCUGUGGCUUUUGGUGCGCCAAUUGGAGGAGUGCUUUUUAGUUUGGAGGAGGUUAGCUAUUAUUUUCCUCUCAAAACUUUAUGGAGAUCGUUUUUUGCUGCUUUGGUGGCGGCCUUUGUUUUGAGAUCCAUCAAUCCAUUUGGUAACAGCCGUCUGGUCCUUUUUUAUGUGGAGUAUCAUACACCAUGGUACCUUUUUGAACUGUUUCCUUUUAUUCUCCUAGGGGUAUUUGGAGGGCUUUGGGGAGCUUUUUUUAUUAGGGCAAAUAUUGCCUGGUGUCGCCGACGCAAGUCCACCAAAUUUGGAAAGUAUCCUGUUCUUGAAGUCAUUAUUGUUGCAGCCAUUACUGCUGUGAUAGCCUUCCCCAACCCAUACACAAGGCUCAACACCAGUGAACUGAUUAAAGAGCUGUUUACAGACUGUGGCCCCUUGGAAUCCUCCUCUCUUUGUGACUACAGAAAUGACAUGAAUGCCAGUAAAAUUGUUGAUGAUAUUCCUGACCGACCAGCAGGCGUUGGAGUAUAUUCAGCUAUCUGGCAGUUGUGCCUAGCACUCAUAUUUAAAAUAAUAAUGACAGUAUUCACUUUUGGUAUCAAGGUCCCGUCGGGCCUGUUUAUCCCCAGCAUGGCGAUCGGAGCCAUUGCAGGGAGGAUUGUGGGGAUUGCUGUGGAGCAGCUCGCCUACUACCACCACGACUGGUUCAUCUUCAAGGAGUGGUGUGAGGUCGGGGCAGACUGCAUCACUCCUGGGCUGUAUGCCAUGGUUGGUGCUGCCGCAUGCUUAGGUGGUGUGACAAGAAUGACUGUCUCUCUGGUGGUUAUUGUUUUUGAACUUACUGGAGGCUUGGAAUAUAUUGUUCCUCUUAUGGCUGCAGUAAUGACCAGUAAAUGGGUUGGUGAUGCCUUUGGUAGGGAAGGUAUUUAUGAAGCACACAUCCGACUAAAUGGGUACCCUUUCUUGGAUGCAAAAGAAGAAUUCACUCAUACAACCCUGGCUGCUGAUGUCAUGAGACCUCGAAGAAAUGACCCUCCCUUAGCUGUUUUGACACAGGACAAUAUGACAGUAGAUGACAUAGAAAACAUGAUUAAUGAGACCAGCUAUAAUGGCUUUCCUGUUAUAAUGUCAAAAGAAUCUCAGAGAUUAGUGGGAUUUGCCCUCAGAAGAGACUUGACAAUUGCAAUAGAAAGUGCCAGAAAAAAACAAGAAGGUAUUGUUGGCAGUUCUCGGGUGUGCUUUGCACAGCACACUCCAUCUCUUCCAGCAGAAAGUCCUCGACCAUUAAAACUGAGAAGCAUCCUUGACAUGAGUCCUUUUACAGUGACAGACCACACCCCAAUGGAGAUUGUGGUAGACAUCUUCCGAAAGCUUGGUCUGAGGCAGUGCCUUGUAACUCACAAUGGGCGCCUCCUUGGCAUUAUAACAAAAAAAGAUAUCCUCCGUCAUAUGGCCCAGACGGCAAACCAAGACCCCGCUUCAAUAAUGUUCAACUGAGUCCUGUAGAUGAGGAGAGAGAGGAGACAGAAGAGGAAGUUCGUUUGUUGAAUAGCACAAUUCUUUAAUCUGCGGGACUCGUCCACUUUUUUCUUCUUUAAAAAAAAGGAAAGGAAAGGAAAUACAAGAUGAGCUUUUGCAACCCGGAUUGCAAAUAAUGCUGGGAGAACAGAGGGAUUGUUUGGGGAAGGAGACAGAAAAAGAGUGAGGUAUUUCCCUAACUAACGGCAACAGUAAUCCAUCUCACGUUGUUCUGCACUGUCGCAUUCACUGAGGCUAUGCAGUGAGAGUGCAGGCUUGAGCCUCCCUGGAGCCUUCAUUGGAAUCCUCGAGCAUCUGGCUGUUACGUCAGCACCACAGAGACGCAUUAUCGUCCCUAUUUCUGGAGGGAUUACUGUGAAUUGAGCCAUCUAUUAAGACUGCAAGGUCUUGCCCUUUUAUAUCAGAACUGUUGUGUUUAACUCAUGAAUUGUAUAGUUAAGCAUCACCUUUCUACAUUCCAAAAGAGCUUCUCUCCCCACCCUCCCUCUGCCCCCCCAAGCUGUAACAAAACCUCUUUGGUGUGUCGUUUUGAAGCAGUCCUUUCUCAUAUUGAGAUGUACUGUGAUUUUACUGACGUUUCAUCACAAGAAGGGAAUGUUUCUUGUGCCAUUAACCAUGUAGUCUGUCCCAUCACUAAAGGCUUGGGAAUGUGUGCACACCACUGCUGGCCAAGCAGGUACGCAUGGAGGUAUGAGCAAAGGCCCCAGCUUGUGUGCCAUGUGGUUCAGAAUCAAAGGCAAACUUGACUCUAAUCAGUUUUAUUUUUUCCUCAGACUUUAUGGAUAAUGUGACCUAAUCUUAUGCAAAUUUUCUAUUUCUGAAAUUCCUACUAUGACAUAAAAGUGCUGUUCAGCAUAAUUAAACCAAAUGCUGCUGUGUGACAUGAAGAGAAGGAAGGAUUCUGUUUAGCUGUACCUGGUAUUAAUUGCAUGUUAAACACUGGAACUUUUUUCAAAUUAGAUCAUUCUUUUAUUUCAGGAUGUUUCACUGCUGACACUGGAGAUGAACUGUAAUUCAUAACUUGCACUAAAUGUAUAUUUCCUUUCUUAAAAAUUUACCAUUUUUAUUUAUAUUUUUAUGGAUUAAAAUUUAUAAAAUGCAGAUCAGUUAAUAUUGCACUUAAAUAAUUUUACCUUUUUAAUGUGACUUUUUUUUAUAGACUAAUUUUGACUUACAAAUAAGGAGGUACGAGCAAAGAUUGCAAUGGGCACAGAGGUUUAAGAAGAGGUGGUCACUUCUGUGAUCCAGAGUACACAUGAUACCUUCUGAUUUCUCACUGCCAUCUCUUGGGUCAUGCCCUCCGACCUGUCCAUUCCCACCACAACUAGAAAGUUGAAAAUACCAUAAAUUACCACUAGUAGAUUAAAGCCAAACCUUUUGUUUUGUUUUGUUUUUAGGAAAGAAAAACCAAUCAAAAAUGAGUCACUCGGUAGGUCACAGCGGUCCCUGAAGUGUUCCCUGAUGAUUUGAAUAGAUGUGGUGCACAUUCUUGCAGAUUAGUUACAAUGUACUUCCCAGUACUUAGAGUUGUUACUGGCAGUGUCUGUGUUAAUCAUGGUCUGAAUUCACAGCUGGCGAAGGAUGCUUGCUCACCAGACUGACCCAGGCAGUCUUCGAGUAUGAAUUUUUUAAAGGCAAAUGCAUUUGUGCAGACAGAUAUUUUCUGAAACAACUGGCAAUGAGCCAUUUUUAAUAAAUUUCAGUUCACAUUAGAUCUGUAUGAUCUUGAAGACUUAGAAGAUCAGGAAGCCAUAUUAGAGGGAGCCAAAGUUCACCAAAAUUGGAGGAUUUCUCAGCUGUGCUAUAUGCCAACAAUAUUUUGUGUUUUUACUCUGGUUGGCAGGUUUCAAUAUUCUUGUUGUUCUUUGGCUCAGUAGAGUGAGCUCAUUUUUAAUGAUAGUUCUUAGCUCUUAAACUUUCAGUAUGGAAGACACUGCUGGGGUACAAAGUCUCCAGCAUGGCUGAUUGGUGGCUCAGUCCCUUCUGGGUUCUAAGUCUUCAAAGGAGAAGCCAGUUUCUUUGUAGCUUCACACGAUGAAAAUGAACAUGAUUAAGUUUCCACAUUUCCUUUUAUUUUACAUUCUGCUUUCAUGACCCAUCUUCAGAGACUGACAUUUCUUUGUUACAUUUCUCCUGAUUGUCUUACUGCUGAAAUACAUGAAAAGUGCCGUGUUUUUAAUGCGUUCAGAGGUUUGGAUUUUUUUUGGGGUGGGGGGGCGUAUUACUAUCUAUUGGUUCUUUUUGUUUGUUUUGUUUUGUUUUUUUUCCCAUAAAGAUUUGGUUGAUUUUCAACCAAAUAAGAUAGUGGAUACCAUGAACUACAUGUGCCUAGCUAAUUGGCAAACUUAAUGACCAAUAUACUAAGUGCAGCGCCUUAUUUGAGUACCCUUUUUGAGAAGGUAUGAUGAAAAUGGGCGAGCGUGUCAGCAUCUAAUAAUAAUCGUUUUUGGUUUUGGUUCAUGAAGAAUGCUUAGUUUGUUAACCUGUGAUGUUGCCUAGAGCUGUAUUUAUCUGUUUUUAUUUAUACUAGUGUAGUAAAAGCUGCAUAUCAUUACAGUAAAAAACGAUUACUGUGAUGAGUUAAGAUCUAUUAAAAUCUCUACUUAAA
Molecule: messenger RNA, 5432 nt
Organism: Rattus rattus (black rat)
Lineage: Eukaryota; Metazoa; Chordata; Mammalia; Rodentia; Muridae
Gene: Clcn3
Product: chloride voltage-gated channel 3
Exons: 12
Coding region: 500-2782 (760 amino acids)
Biological process (GO): chloride transport; transmembrane transport
Cellular component (GO): membrane; Golgi apparatus; synaptic vesicle
Molecular function (GO): voltage-gated chloride channel activity
Source: RefSeq, a predicted model, not a curated record